GGGCGGGAAGAUGGCGGCGGCGGGCCGGUGGCGGGCCGGGCUGGCCCUGCUGGCCGUGGUGCUGUGGCUCGGCGGGACGGGGGCCGAGCAGACCGAGGAGCACCUCAAACGCGAGCACUCGCUGUCCAAGCCGUACCAGGGUGUGGGCUCGGCCAGCUCGGGGCUGUGGGACCUGCUGGGAAACGCCAUGGUCAUGACCCAGUUCAUCCGCCUCACCCCCGACGUGCAGAGCAAGCAGGGAGCCGUGUGGAACCGAGUGCCCUGCUACCUGCGGGACUGGGAGAUGCAGGUGCACUUCAAAAUCCACGGGCAGGGCAAGAAGAACCUGAACGGAGACGGGUUCGCCAUCUGGUACACCAAGGACAGGAUGCAGCCAGGACCUGUGUUUGGGAGCAAGGACAACUUCCUGGGGCUGGGCGUGUUCGUGGACACCUAUCCCAACGAGGAGAAACAGCAGGAGCGUGUGUUCCCCUACAUCUCAGCCAUGGUGAACAACGGCUCCCUGACGUACGACCACGAGCGGGACGGGCGGCCCACGGAGCUGGGCGGCUGCACGGCCAUGGUGCGCAACCUCAACCACGACACCUUCCUGGUCAUCCGCUACGUCAAGAGACGCCUCACGGUGCUGAUCGACAUCGACGGCAAGCACGAGUGGAGGGAUUGCAUCGACGUGCCGGGCGUGCGCCUGCCCCGCGGGUACUACUUUGGGACCUCCUCUGUCACCGGGGACCUGUCAGACAACCACGACAUCAUCUCACUGAAGCUGUACCAGCUGACGGUGGAGCGGACGCCGGAGGAGGAGAAGCGGGACAGGGAAGUGUUCCUGCCCGUUGUGGACAACCUGAAGCUGCCAGGAAUGGAGGCACCCCUGGAGCCCAUGAGUGGCCUCGCCCUCUUCCUGAUCGUCUUCUUCUCGCUGGUGGCCAUCGUCUUCGCCAUCGUCAUCGGCAUCAUCGUCUACAACAAGUGGCAGGAGCAGAGCCGCAAGCAUUUCUAUUGACUCGGAGAUUCCUGGCCUGGCCCAUCCCGGCCUUCUGCUGGCCACAUCCCAACUCCCAGGGCGUGAGGGACCAGCCCUCGUGGCAGGGACCCCCCGAAUCCCUGCAGGACUCCGGAUCCA
This is a messenger RNA of Sturnus vulgaris (Common starling), 1120 nucleotides long. It is a transcript of the gene LMAN2L, whose product is annotated as lectin, mannose binding 2 like. Gene Ontology annotation, molecular function: D-mannose binding. Gene Ontology annotation, biological process: endoplasmic reticulum to Golgi vesicle-mediated transport. The record is from RefSeq and is a predicted model, not a curated record. NCBI's taxonomy places the organism in Eukaryota, Metazoa, Chordata, Aves, Passeriformes, Sturnidae. Gene Ontology annotation, cellular component: endoplasmic reticulum-Golgi intermediate compartment; COPII-coated ER to Golgi transport vesicle; endoplasmic reticulum membrane.